Molecule: messenger RNA, 2129 nt
Organism: Morone saxatilis (striped sea-bass)
Lineage: Eukaryota; Metazoa; Chordata; Actinopteri; Moronidae
Gene: prph2a
Product: peripherin 2a (retinal degeneration, slow)
Exons: 3
Coding region: 1-1035 (344 amino acids)
Biological process (GO): visual perception
Cellular component (GO): membrane
Source: RefSeq, a predicted model, not a curated record
AUGGCUUUGAUGUUGGUCAAGUUUGAUCUGAAGAAGCGAGUAAAGCUCGCUCAGACUGUCUGGUUCAUGUACUGGUUCGCAGUAAUGGCCGGCGUGCUGGUUUUCAGCAUGGGCCUGUUCUUUAAGAUCGAGCUGCGAAAGCGCUCAGAACUUAUGGACAACAACGAGAGCCACUUCUUGCCCAACCUGCUUAUACUUAUGGGUCUAAUAGCCUGCGGCAUCAACGCCUUGGGAGGCAAAAUCUGCUACGACUCACUGGACCCUUCCAAGUUUGUCAAAUGGAAGGCCAUGUUGAAGACCUUCUUGAUGGUCUGCAUAGGAUUCAACGUCCUGCUGUUCGUGACGGGCCUGCUGUGUUUCAUGAUGAGGAUCCCUCUGCAGUUCACCCUGGCCGAGGGGCUGAGGAACGGUAUGAAGUUCUACAAGGACACGGACACGCCUGGACGCUGCUACAUGAAGAGGACCCUGGACCUGAUGCAGAUGGAGUUUCGCUGCUGCGGAAAUGACAACUACAGAGAUUGGUUUGAGAUUCAGUGGGUUAGCAACCGCUACCUGGACUUCAGCGCAAAGGAAGUCAAAGACCGCAUUGGCAGCAACGUGGAUGGCCAGUAUCUGAUGGAUGGAGUCCCGUUCAGCUGCUGCAACCCCAGCUCCCCCAGACCCUGCAUCCAGUUCCAGAUGACCAAUAACACUGCCCACUACAGCUACGACCAUUACACAGAGGAGCUCAACGUGUGGAAGCGCGGCUGCCGUGAAGCCCUGCUGUCCUACUACGGAGGCCUGAUGAACACCAUCGGAGCCAUGGUGGUUCUGGUCACUCUGCUGGAGUGUGCUGUGACCAUAGGCCUGCAGUACGUGAACAGCUCCCAGUCCACCCUGGCUAACCCGGAGGACCCGGAGAGCGAGAGCGAGGGCUGGAUCCUGGAGAAGACAGUGAAGGAGACGUUCACCGACAUCAUGGACAAAAUGAAGGCGAUGGGCAAAGGCAGUAAGGUGGAGGAGGGGGGUGAGGCAGCGGUUGCCACGGUGAGCUGAGCUAACCCCUCCUGCAAAAAACUGACACAACUCCCACCUGAAGAGGAGAGGAAGGGGACGUGUGAGAUUUUUAUACCAACAUUUAUGAUGUAGACCUACACACACACACACACACACACACACAUAUUUGGCUAUGAACUCCUUACAAAUGGACUCCUUACAAAUGGACUCCUUUCAUAAAUAUUUAUAAACUGUAUGUUCAUACAUAGAAAGAGAUAAUGAGUAGGAUGUUAUGGUUUUUCAUUUUGGUCCCCCCCCUCCCCGACCAAACUAAUCCAUCUCAGGCUCCAAGUUUGCUUCACAGCAUACAUUUAAAGACAUUUACUGUUUUGGUUUCCAACACUGUGGGUUUGGAUUUGUGUUAUUUCAAAAAAAAAGGGCAAAAUAAAAAAGUCAAGUAAAUAUGAUAUGUGAUUGAUGAAGGUCAGAUGCUUUGCAAUCACAAGUAAAUAUGUAAUUUUUCCUUUGUAUUGUUGUCAGAUAGAUUGGUGGGGAUGGUGGUUGCUAUGCAACCUCCCCUCUCAUGGAGAUGCAGAUGGAAGAUUUAUUUUUGUUGACAUGUCUAUAGUGCUUUUGGCUCGUAGCUCAUACUGUAUACAGACAAAUCAAACAAAUUAACCCCCCCCCCACUCAGCUCUUUUUAUACUCCAGUCCACCUUUGUCCACAAUGAAGACUGGAUAAGCUCCUGAGAUGGAGUAAAAUUUUGAAUUGAAUGAAUCAGUAUGAAUUAUGCAUGCAUGUUGCAGCACAUGGUCGAAGAGUGAGGCAUGGGAACUGGGAUGUGAGCCCUGGAGAGAAGCAGGGCCAACUCCAAACCUGUGGAGGACGACUGAAAUUGGCAGCUAAAUCUUGGCUCCCGACCCCUGUACUGUAAUCUCAGAUCCUCUUUGAUGUUUCCCGUGUGCAUUCAGUAUCUGUAUAUUGACAGAAAUGUGUGUAUAUUCUAACAACUGGGUUGCUGUCUUUGUACAUAGUGUAGAAAUGAUGAAAAAAAUUUAACUUUUUUAACAAAUACUAUAAUUAAGCUAAAUCUUUUAUUUAAAUCCAUGUAAAGUUUUCCAUAUGAUCUUUUUUUUGGCUUUGUGUGUCUGUG